AUGAAUUCCAAACACCAGUGUGUGCAACUAAAUGAUGGUCACUUUAUCCCUGUACUGGGAUUUGGCACUGCUAUAGUUCAGGUAACACCUAUAAUGCUGCUUUUGGAGGCCAUCAAAUUAGCUAUAGAUGCUGGGUUCCGUCAUAUUGAUACUGCUUAUUUGUAUAACAAUGAAGAGGAAGUAGGACUGGCUAUUCGAAGCAAGAUUGCAGAUGACACUGUGAAGAGAGAAGACAUAUUCCUCACUUCAAAGCUUUGGUGCAAUUUUCAUCAACCCCAGUUGGUCCAACUUAGUUUGGAAAAGUCACUGAGGCAACUUCAAUUGGACUAUUUGGACCUCUAUGUCAUUCAUUUCCCAGUGUCUCUGAAGCCAGGAGACAAUUUGCUUCCAAGAGAUGAGAAUGGAAAAUUAAUGUUUGACACAGUGGAUCUCUGUGCCACAUGGGAGGCCAUGGAGAAGUGUAAGGAUGCAGGACUGGUUAAGUCCAUCGGGGUGUCCAACUUUAACUGCAGGCAGCUGGAGAUGAUCCUGAACAAGCCAGGGCUCAAGUACAAGCCAGUCUGCAACCAAGUAGAAUGUCAUCCUUAUAUGAACCAGAGUAAAUUGCUGGAUUUUUGCAAGUCAAAAGGCAUCGUGUUGGUUGCUUAUGGUUCUUUGGGAACUCAGCGUGUAAAAGGAUGGGUGGACCACAAUGCCCCAGUUCUGUUGGAUGAUCCAGUUCUUUGUGCCAUGGCAAAAAAGUACAAGCGAACUCCAGGGCUUAUUUCCCUUCGCUACCAGCUGCAACGUGGAUUUGUGGUCCUGGCCAAGAGUUUCAAUGAGAAGCGGAUCAAAGAAAACAUACAGGUUUUAGAAUUCCAGUUGACUUCAGAGGAUAUGAAAGUUCUUGAUGGCCUGAACAGAAAUUAUCGAUACAUUCCCUUUAAUGAUUUUAUUGGCAACCCUAAUUAUCCAUUUUCUGAUGAAUAUUAA
Castor canadensis (American beaver) is the source of this 972-nucleotide messenger RNA. The record is from RefSeq and is a predicted model, not a curated record. NCBI's taxonomy places the organism in Eukaryota, Metazoa, Chordata, Mammalia, Rodentia, Castoridae.